Messenger RNA from Anopheles funestus (African malaria mosquito), 1259 nucleotides. RefSeq lists its product as uncharacterized. NCBI's taxonomy places the organism in Eukaryota, Metazoa, Arthropoda, Insecta, Diptera, Culicidae. The transcript is spliced from 2 exons. The record is from RefSeq and is a predicted model, not a curated record. Bases 143 to 1180 code for a protein of 345 amino acids. Gene Ontology annotation, cellular component: extracellular matrix. Gene Ontology annotation, molecular function: protein binding.
CAACGGAUGUGAUAUCGCAACUGGUUUCCUAUUAUAGUAGGAUGUGUGACGUCUUUCACAGUAAGUUUGUCGUGCUUAACCAAAACACAUUUCAGUCUUGUAUUACACUUUGCCUUAGCAUCAUCCACGUUGCCGUCCAAUCAUGACGUGUGUCUUGCGGUUGGUGAUCGUACUGGUGGUAUACCGUGCGGCAUCGUGCGAAGCGUCCCAUGGACACCGUUGUCUUGCUGGUUCGGAGCUGUUCGUUUGUAUCCUUGCGAGGUUCGACUAUCAGCCAGGACAAGAUAUACCAAUGUUUGACCUACCGGCGGACGUAAAAGCGAUACGUUUUGUAGAACCUUUCUACAACAUUCAUGAAAAUGAGAACUUGAUUGAAGUGUACGAUGGUAUACUCCAUCGACAGCUAAACUCACCGCUAGCAAUCGAGCUGACCGGUACUUACAUGAGGACGAUAGAGAUCCCAUCAAAAAUGGAGUAUGCAGAUUUUUCAGACAACAACAUCGCUCACGUGUAUGUGCCCACGGAUCAAUCAUAUGCCUUACGGUAUCUGGACCUUAACAGCAACCGCAAACUGCAACUCGAAAACAUUAGCCGGCUCGUCAAUCUGGAGACGUUACACCUGUCCGGUUGCAACAUCGCAACACUUCCGCCUAACAUGUUCGAAAACCUGAACCGCCUAGCACAUCUAACGCUCGCCGCUAAUGAAAUGCACAAGGUCGAUCUGAACUGGUUUCCGAUGAGCCUUACCCUGCUCCGGCUGGAUCAAAAUUGGAUGACAGAGUUUCAUUUCUCUGGAAGUGCACGGUUCCCGCUGCUGGAGGAUUUAAACAUCGAAUACAACGAUCUAACCGGGCUGGACAUCAAUGCGCUUGUAGACACCGUGCCAAAACUGCGCCUUUUCUCGAUCGGCCGAAAUCCACUGAAGCGCACCGAGCUAGAUGGUAUACUGGCAGAGUUAAACCGUCGUAACAUAUCGUACUAUAAUAUGGAGGAGGCGAGAGAUCAGCAUUGUGCCGAAAAUGAACAGUACUUUCGAGGCAUGUGCUUGCCGCAAUCCGUUUUCGCACUCAGUUGGGUUGACUGGUUCGAAAUGAUAUUCUUUGCCAUUGUAUUGGUAGCGUUGGCGAUCGGAAUUGCUUUCGGGGCUAGAUUUUUAUGGAAGAGAUUCCAUUCUAGUUAGACAUAGUAAUGUUAAAAUAUUGGGAACUUUGUAACUCGUUCCCUAUUGCUUAGAAUAAAACGAAAACAUUAAACAUAAA